This is a messenger RNA of Microthlaspi erraticum, 2040 nucleotides long. NCBI's taxonomy places the organism in Eukaryota, Viridiplantae, Streptophyta, Magnoliopsida, Brassicales, Brassicaceae. The record is from the annotation of a GenBank genome assembly.
AUGUCGGAAGUGAAGGAGACGAGUGGGGGUUUUACUGGCGGCGAAUCCUCGAGGGCGUCGCCGAAGGUUUUGAUGGCCGGUGAUCGAAAAUUACUAAAGGUGGAGCUCCGGCCAGGGGAUACGACGUAUGUGUCGUGGAAGAAGCUCAUGAGGGAAGCUAGUAAGGUCAAUGGCUCAUCGGCUUCGGUGCCCGAUCCGCCUCCUAAUGCUAACCCUAACCUCGAGUCUCGCAUUGCACCGGUGCAUCCAGCAGAAAUUGAAACGAAUGGCCAACCUCAUUCUAACCGGUUCAACGCUGUUAUUGAGAAGAUAGAGAGGCUCUAUAAGGGACAAGAUAGCAGUGAUGGGGAAGAAUUAGACGGUGCUCCUGACGAUGAUGAGUAUGACACUGAAGAUUCAUUUAUCGAUGAUGUUGAACUGGAUGAGUAUUUUGAAGUUGAUAAUUCUCUAGUUAAACAUGAUGGAUUUUAUGUCAACAGAGGAAAGUUGGAGCGGAUGGAACCUUUGACAACAUCGAGCCAGCAACCCAAAAAAAGGCGACGGAAAGAUAUAGCAAAUUCCUUUGGCGAUGCUGUUGACGUAUCCAAUAGACAAACCAAGGUGCCUAUAACAGCUAGGCGAAAGGAUCAAUCAACUGCUUCUGGAUCUUCUUUGAAGAGAAAGUAUAAUGUUGCAAGGAAAACACAGGAGUCACCUUUGCUUUUAGAAUUACAAAAUGCAAACGUAGCAUUAUCUCUGGACGAUGCUAAUAAUUCUUAUAAAGCAAGUCCUCAGUCUAGGAAUACUACAAGUCACAAGUCAAAGGAACCUGGAUCCUCUAAUGCACUUCAUCAGAAAUACAGCAACAAAAGUUUACAUCAACAAUCUAAUUCCAUGCCAGGAAAAUCUUCACUUGUAAUGGUACGUCAGAAAGAAAACAAUGGUACGCAUGACCUGGCAAAUGCAACAGGAAGCAGAAAGUCAAUUCAAAAAAAAGAUGGUUCUAAUAUGAAGUCUAAAACCUCGACCCUCGAGAAAGCCAUAAAGGAAUUGGAGAAGGUUGUUUCCGAAUCACGGCCCCCUGCUGCCACUGAGAAUCAAGAAGCCGAUACCUCCUCCCAGGCAGUUAAGAGGAGAUUGCCAAGAGAAGUAAAAUUGAAUCUAGCUAAAGUUGCUAGGAUUGCGCAGGCAAGCCAGGGAAAACUUUCGACAGAGUUGGUCAACCGUCUUAUGAGCAUUGUGGGUCACUUAAUACAGCUUAGGUCACUCAAGAGGAACUUGAAAAUCAUGAUUGAUAUGGGUGAUUCUGCAAACCGAGAAAAAGAAAAUAGAUUCCAGCGAAUCAACAAAGAAGUUCUUGAGAUGAUAAGAGCUAAAGUUUCUUUGCUGGAAUCAGAGGCAAUCAAACAAGAAGCUGGAUCUUCAGACGAUUUUCAGGACUCUGUAGGAAAGCCAUCUUUGAAGAAAUUUGUCAUGGAUGCGGCACUGGAGGAUAAAUUGUGUGAUCUAUAUGACAUCUUUGUCGAUGGAUUAGAUGAAGAUCCAGGUCCACAAAUACGAAAGCUAUAUGUUAGUCUGGCUGAACUCUGGCCAAAUAGAUUAAUGGAUAAUCAUGGGAUCAAGCGAGCGAUUUGCCGGGGAAAGGAGAGGCAGAGAGCGUUGUAUGCGGCGAACCUUGGGAAGGAGAUGGAUCAAACAAAGAUGAAGAACAGAAGGAAGCAGUUGGUACCAAGAACAGAUUCGAGUUCUCGGCCGAACACAAGUUCAGUUGUUCAGCUACAACACAGUGAAGAGAAAAGAGCUGUCGAUCCGAGCCCAACCACUCAACCUAUGGUUGACUCUUCGCGUGACAGAUCAAAUGAGAAGCUAAAGGGAAGCUCAAGCUCGUGCAAUCCUGCAGAGGAAGCAAGAGUGGUCAAGAGAAAGACAGAGUCCGUAGUGGCAGAGAAACAAGUCGUUCUGGCCCUGAAGAGCCAGGAACAGCCACCGGCACGUGUUAUCGCAGCUCCUCGGAUUCUGAACAUCCCAGAGGCUUCUCUGGAUCUGAACCUGCCAAGUUGA